This is a messenger RNA of Aphidius gifuensis, 1747 nucleotides long. Its product is annotated as F-box/LRR-repeat protein fbxl-1-like. The coding region runs from base 261 to 1721 and encodes 486 amino acids. The record is from RefSeq and is a predicted model, not a curated record. Gene Ontology annotation, biological process: SCF-dependent proteasomal ubiquitin-dependent protein catabolic process. Lineage: Eukaryota; Metazoa; Arthropoda; Insecta; Hymenoptera; Braconidae. Gene Ontology annotation, cellular component: SCF ubiquitin ligase complex. Gene Ontology annotation, molecular function: protein binding. The transcript has 4 exons.
UAGUAUCUUUUUUUGCCGGUGACAACGCUUGUGUUUCAUGGUCACGUGUUAUUUUUGUUUACAUUUUUAUCAAUUUUUAUAUUAAACUUGAAUCAUGAACUUGAUUAAAUUAAAACGUGGUUAUAUGUUAUUAUGCUUGGUGAGAAAUAUAAAGCUAAAAAAUCUUGAUUUUUUAAAUUAUAAUUUAUAGAAAUAAAAAAAUAUUAAAUCGAAACUUGAUUAAAUAGUGAAUAUACCACAUUUUAAUUAAAUUAAAUAUAAUGUGUGAUUUUACAAGAGCACAUAAGUGUAAAAAAACGCAUGUAAAAAAAUCUAAGGUUACAAGUCAAAUUUCAACAUGUGUCUCUAACAAAAAGGAUAACGAGAAAUACCAUCAGCAUUAUGCUGAUGAUGACGUCAAAAAUACGAUGUUUGAUCUUGUUAAUGAUUAUGUUUACGACAAUGACCUUGUUAAUGACAUUAUUAAUGAUGAUUGUCUGGCUGAAAUAUUCACGUAUCUGCCAGUAUGGGAAAGACCGAAAAUUGCUUUGGUAUGCAAGAAAUGGAAAAAAGCCCUUGAUAAUUCUUGGUCGAAUGUAAAAAAACUUGAACUAACUCAUUGGGAAUAUGAUGAGUGCCCAAGUUAUUUGAAGCAAUAUCCAACAAUAAAAGAACAAUUAAGGUGUUUGAAAUCGCUGCUUGAUAAAUGUGGUUUUUAUAUAACAGAAUUAGAUUUGACAGCCUAUGGUCAUUGUAAUAUAGUGCCAGUUAUCAAUGAAUCUUGUCCAAACGUUGUAAAACUUCGGUUGAGAUUCAAGUAUAUUGAACGUAAAGUAUUAGUUAAUGCAUUUUCACGUCUAUCCAAACUGAAAGUAUUAAAAAUUAUAUUUCAACAUAUAUAUAAUAAUGGAUAUAUACCUGUUGGUGUAAUCAAUUUAUUGAGAAGCGUUGCUGGUACAUUAACUGAACUGACUCUGUCAAAUUGGGACAACAAUUAUUUUUAUAAAACCAUGAGAAUCCCUAAAACAUUCACUCAUGUUAUUCGUGAAUUUAAGGCCUUGAAAUCAUUUGAGACUGCAGGUGUAUUAGUUUAUACUGACUUAUACGAGUAUCUGCAGGAACAUCUCGGAAUAUUACUCAUCAGUCACGAUAAUCAGUGCUUUAACGACAAUAUUUACAGAAACCUUUUGUAUGAAAAUGUUGAAAACCUAAAUUUAAAGCAUUACCAAGCUACAAAUGAUUGUUUAUAUACUAUAGCCAAUUGCAUGAAUCAAUUAAAAAAACUUGAGAUUAAUUGUGAACAGGUAACCGAUGUUGGUAUAGUAGCUAUUUCAAAGAUGAAUAAUUUAGAAACUCUUGAUCUUCGUGGCUCUAGUCAAGUCACUGACUCUUCAGUUAAAUUGCUAAAAAAUUUUAAAAAUUUACAUUUACCAGACAGCAAUAAAAUUACUGAUGUUUCAGUCACGAAAAUUCUUGAAAAUUCACCCAAGAUGAUCAGUUUUUACAUUUUAGAAUCAGCUAUAACUUCUAAAUUUUUUAAAAAAGCUGCAGAAAUAAUAACAAAUCGAAAACAAACAUUAGAAAUAGCCGUUUUAAAUAAACCUGAUAUAAAAAAAUAUGAAUCGCAAUAUUUACGCCUACUUUUAUUUGAUUCAUCAAGAAAAAUUACGUAUCGGUCAUCUAAAUUGGUAAAUCUGAAAAAAUCCCCAGAGUGGCAGAGCCGCGGUUUUAAUUAUAUAUAAGAUAAAAUAAACAAAAAAAAAACAUG